CACCAUGCUGUCCGCGUUUUCGUUAUAUCUGUUAUUUGCCUCAUUUAUGAUAGUGGAAUCAUACAAAGUUGUGAUAAAUGCACCACAGUCAGUGCAACGCGUCACUAUUGAACAGUUAUUAAACACAGUUUAUCCUAGGAAAAUAUCGAAAGAUUUGUACGUUAAUCCGGACAAGGCAGAAUACUUCAUUGGUGAUAUCCCCAUAAUUAAUCAUGAAAAGUACCAGUUGAAACGCAAUGUUAAAAGAGCUGUUACAUCUUUGGACUCCCGGAUUUGGGAAUAUGGAGUUAUACCAUACGAAAUCGAUAAUAUAUUUGACGGAUCCUACAUAGCUUUGAUGAAGCAAGCAAUGAGGCAUUGGGAAAGUUACACCUGCAUUCGAUUUGUUGAGCGAAAUCCUAAGGAACACGACGACUAUAUUUUAUUUACUGAAAGGGAGUGUGGAUGUUGCUCAUUUGUGGGUAAAAAAGGACAAGGGGCUCAAUCAGUUAGUCUAGCACCACACUGCAGAAAAGUUGGCACCAUUAUUCACGAAUUGGGACACGCCAUUGGGUUUUGGCACGAACACACAAGACCAGAUCGAAAUGAACAUGUCCAAAUUCUAAAUGACAACAUUUUUGAUGGAUACGAUAAUAACUUUAAUAAAUUGCCAGAGACUGAAGUAAACUACUUAGGCUUACCUUAUGACUACAACUCGAUUAUGCACUACGCCAACAACGCAUUUGCCAAAGGAAGUUUUUUGGACACAAUAGUUCCAAUAAAUUACAAGGGUGAAAAUCCACCCAUGAUUGGACAACGCGUAAAAUUAAGCGAAGGCGAUAUAAUUCAAGCCAACAUUUUAUAUAAAUGUCCCAGUUGUGGAAAAACUUUUCAGUCUGGUACAGGAGACUUUCGUCCAGAAAUUUUUGUAGAUAGAGAACCACCCUCAGAAGGAAUAUUUUGUGAGUGGAGAAUUACUGCUACUCAUGGGGACAGAAUUGUAUUAAAUCUAACGGACAUGGACAUAAACAAAUCACAGAAUUGCCAAACUGAUUACAUAGAAGUCCGAGAUGGGUAUUGGCAUAAGUCUACCUUGUUAGGUAAAUUCUGCGGCAGAGGCGCGUUCAUCAACAUUGUUUCCACAUCUAGUAGGAUGUUGAUCAAAUACAUUUCUAAGUACCCGAAGGGAUUUCACGGCUUUAAAGGAAAAUUUGAAGUACUGUGUGGAGGUGACUUGUUUAUUGACAAGGAGGGCACCAUAGAAUCUCCGGACUACCCACUAGAAUACCCAAUUAAUAAAACUUGCACAUGGCGUAUAUCAGUUCCAGAAAACUAUCAAAUUGCUCUCCGAUUUAAGUCAUUCGAUCUAGAACAACACGAAGCUUGUGCCUACGACCGUCUCACCAUCAGGGACGGAGCAAUGAACUCUAGUCCCUUAAUUAAAAUAUUGUGUGGAUACAGAAUACCAACAGAUAUUGUUUCUACUUCAAAUCAUCUCUGGGUCCAGUUUCACUCAGAUGCAAGCAAUACGAGAGGGGGAUUUGCAGCUACGAUCAUCAAGGAAAGAGACGAAUGUGCUUCUAAUGAUCAUGGCUGCGAGCACGAGUGCAUCAACCACAUAGGAUAUUACGAGUGCAAAUGCAGAUUGGGCUUUGAAUUUAAUUCAGUUACCAAGAAGUGUCAAGAAUCGUGUGGAGGGUUAAUCCAAUCACACAAUGGCACCUUAACAAGUCCAUUAUUCCCUGAAUUAUACCCAAUUAACAAAACAUGUACGUGGGAAAUUCGGGCGGAACCUAAUUAUGUUGUGUUUUUGAAUUUUACUCACUUCGAUUUGGAAGGAAACAAUAUCGAUAUGCAGGAUUGUGAGUAUGACAGAGUAGAAGUCUAUAGUAGUUUGCGAAAUAAUAAAAGAAAAAAACAUGGAAUCUUUUGUGGCACAAAUUUGCCAAAAAUAAUUACUUCCGAGGAGAACACAUUGAAUGUAAAAUUUAAAUCUGACAGCAAUAUUCAAAAAAGCGGCUUUGCAGCUGUUUUUUAUAUGGAUUUGAAUGAAUGUGCUAUAAAUAACGGAGGAUGCCAGCACAAUUGUAUUAAUAUGUUUGGUUCUUACAAGUGCACCUGCAAUAUUGGCUACAUUCUACACGAAAAUGGAAAAGACUGCAAGGAAAACAUUUGCACUUACCAAAUAACAAAACCUGUCGGUAAAAUUCAAAGCCCUAAUUAUCCAGAACCAUAUCCACCGAAUCAAGAAUGUGUCUGGCACUUUAAAACAGUGCCAGGACAUAGAAUAAGAGUUUUAUUUUCGGACUUUCACUUGGAGCAACAUCCACGUUGCUAUUAUGAUUACGUGGAACUGUUUGAUAGUGGAAAAGUAGGAGCUUGGACGAUGGGGACGUAUUGUGGUCCGAAAACACCUCCGGAACAGACUUCUUCUGAAAAUGAGAUGUCAAUGAUAUUUGUCUCAGACAAAACAUUUCAGAAGAAAGGAUUUGCUGGAACCCACGCUUCAAUUUGUGGCGGAUAUUUAGAAGCAACUUUUGAAAUUAAAAACAUUUAUUCCCACGUAAAAUAUGGAGAGAGCAAUUAUGUUAACGAGGUUUGCGAUUGGAAUAUCGUGGCAAAGGGACACUCCAUUGAAAUGGAUUUUGUCACUUUUGAAUUGGAGGAACAAAGCAGCUGUGAAUUUGAUUACGUGGAGAUUUUUGAUGGCCCCGAUUCAGGAAGUCCUUCUUUGGGCCGAUAUUGUGGUCGAAAGGGUCCAAGGAAAAUCAUUUCCUCUCAAGACGAAUUGUUCCUGAGAUUUAGAAGUGAUUUAAUUUCUGGGGGGGCCGGGUUCCACGUAACUUACAAAUCGGUGGAGGUUGAAGAAUACACAAAUUAAAAGUUUGUGCAUUCUUCAAUCUAUGUAUGUUCCAGCUUAUCACUUCCGUACUCUACUCUAUUUGGGAACUUGCGAAAUAUCUAAUGAUUCAGUUUAGGAUUUAUCUGACGCUACAUAACUGUCGGUUUUUGCAUAAUUAUCUAUGUGACGCUAUUAAGUAAAAGUUAGUUAUUAAUAAUAAUAAGGGUGUUUAACGUAAUAUCGAUAAUAUUAAAUUUAAUUAAUUAAAAAUGUUAGGUAGUAGAAUGUACAAAUAAAUUGUAAAAACUAACAUCUCGUAGAAAUAGAUGACUAAAGCAAAUAAAUAUAAAUAU
Messenger RNA from Aethina tumida (small hive beetle), 3174 nucleotides. RefSeq names its product dorsal-ventral patterning protein tolloid. Bases 5 to 2860 code for a protein of 951 amino acids. Lineage: Eukaryota; Metazoa; Arthropoda; Insecta; Coleoptera; Nitidulidae. The transcript has 10 exons. The record is from RefSeq and is a predicted model, not a curated record. Gene Ontology annotation, molecular function: calcium ion binding; metalloendopeptidase activity; zinc ion binding. Gene Ontology annotation, biological process: proteolysis.